Pelagomonas calceolata is the source of this 1762-nucleotide messenger RNA. Lineage: Eukaryota; Pelagophyceae; Pelagomonadales; Pelagomonadaceae. The record is from the annotation of a GenBank genome assembly.
CUCACAGGCCGCUAGCUCGACUUGCUGGCUUGCGUGCUUUUGUUACGCGUCUGUUCUCUGCCCGCGCACCCAAGCGCUGUUCACAGCACGCCUGAACCGUAUCCAAUAAGCGGCGGCAGUCCGAGCCGCCAAGCUGUAGCUCUCUGUCAGCUGCAGCCACCACAGCACUCACAACACAAUCGCAGCGGCGCCCGCGAGCGACGACCCCACCACCACCGCGCCAGGAAGCCCGAGAAGCCGCCGAACAUCCACAGUAGAAGCCAUUGAGGAGACACCGCUCCUACAAACACCGCCGCGGCGCCGCCGCAGCAGCGGCACGCUGCUGACGAUGCCCUGCAUCUCGUUAGGAGACUGGCAGGCCUCGGAGACGCCGGGGUUUUUGUGGGACAAUGUUGCGGCCGGUGGCGUGUUAGCCACGAACGUCUUUUUUAAUAUUGCGGUGUUACGAUUAGCCACUUUGGCAGCAGGAUGCCCCGCGCCCGAGGACGUCGACGAGGACCAGGGCUGCUCGAACAAGGUGUACGGAUUAAAACCCUCAUCAUUCUUAACGACGAUAAUCAUGUGCGGGCAGUUCUCCGCGACGGCGCUCAUGCCGUUGGUCGGCGCCGCGGUCGACUACACGUCGAAAAGGCGCCAUUUAGGCGCCACGUCGGCCUGGAUUCUAUGCUUUACGACGCUAGGGCAAGCAUCCAUCUCGAAACAAACCUGGUUCUACUGUUCGAUAGGCAUGGCGCUGUCCAUCGCGUCGUACGUCUGCCAUCAAGUCUCGGUGCUGUCCUACCUACCAGGAUUGAGCAUGGUAAAACCGACGGAGCACGGCUGGGUUGAUGAUCCACAAGAAAGAUAUAAGAUCAAUUCCGUGGCGAACGCCGCCGCGCUAGCUACCCAAUUGUCGAUCACUUUAUUCGUCUCGAGCGUCGCCUUCUGGUUCGAUCUAGGGGAUACGGCGACGGCGGCCGUCGCGCAAGGUAUUGUUGGGAGUUUGCUGUUUGUGGUCUACGCCUGCGUCUGGACGGGUAGAAGAGAUCUAGUCAGUUGCGCCUUCCGCGACCACGCGCCGACCAAAGUCUUACCAGAAGGUGCCUCGUUAUUCUUAACUGCUUUAAAUGAGGUCUGGAACAGCUGGACGACGCUGAAACGACGACGGCCGGCGGCGAGGUUCUUCUUGAGCGGGUACGCGUGUGCCGCCGCCGGCAUGGGCUCCUUCGGGAGUCUGAGUGUCGUGUUCAUGCACGAUCGAUUGCGGGUCGAUGGUUCUACAACGGUCUUAGUGAUGGCGCUCUGUGUUGUGUUUGCCGUGCCGGCGUCGGCGAGCGCACCGAGGUGCAUGCGAUAUCUCGGAGCGCGCAAGACGUUGAUAUGUACCAUAGCAUAUAUGGUUUUGACAACAAUACUGGCGGCGUUCGUAUUGUGCGGGCCGGCGUGUCGAGAUCGGGUCUGGUUGUUCGCGCCGAUCUGGGGCGUGGGGUUCGGCGUGUUCUAUGCCGCGAACAACGCCGCGUGGACGGAACUGGUCCCGCCGGACGCGGUCGCGCAGUUCAUGGCGUUGUACUACUUCGCGGCGCAAAUAUUAAGCUGGGCGCCGCCCCUAGCUUAUGCGGUCCUGAACCAGGUGUACGACGACUCGCAGCUGGCGCUGUUCGUCACAGCUGCCUGGCUCGCGCUGUCGCUGCCGUUCCUGCGCAUGGCGGGGGACCUGCAGGGGGAGAAGGAGGCGCUGAUCCGGGACGCCUCCUCGGAGGCGUUGCCCUAAGUAUAUGUG